GCAUAUAUUUUCAUGUGUUGACAUCCGGCAGAGGAUCGUGGCAACCGAUUUUCUUAUCUAAUUCUAAUGUUUUGUGUGACAAUUAACGUGUUUUAAGCCUCAAAUCAUCUGAAUGGCUUCAAAAGCUGGCAAAAAGGGUACAUCUACAAACAGAGUUAGCUCUGCAACCCCAAGGGAAGCGGCAUCUAUAGCAGCCAGUGCGGGAGGUGCUGAUUCUAAGAGACCUCGUGCAUUAAUAUGGCCAGAGUGGAAUGAAAAAGAUGUCAAUGAUGAGAAAUGGGAUGUUGUGCAAAAGGCCAAAAAAGAAGAUAAAGGGAAAUCUCCAGUGGCCCAGCAGCAUUAUUUUGAUGACCCAGAGGGUAAAAUUGAGUUGCCUUCUUCACUGAAGGUUGAAACAUGGCGUCGUCCAAACGAGUUCAUUACGGAAAAGACCCCUGUGGUAGUGGACCCAGAUGGAAUGGCUGGGUUUGAUUUGAUCUCUGCCAAUGAACACAUUCAUCACAGUGAGCUGAUGAGGUACAUCAUCAGUCAGGUUGUUGCAUUAUGGGAGAACACCACAGAGAAAAAUGUACCCCCAGAGCAGGCCGAACCCAAUCAGCCAUACGAGGAGAUGAUCCACAGCUGGCGGCCAUGGGAACACAUCUAUGCUCUGAUGAAAGUUCAGAAACCUCCGUUUGUUACUCCAUACAACGCAUAUGGGAAAUAUGUUGUCAAAUUAUACUGGAUGGGAUGUUGGAGAAAGCUGAUCGUUGAUGAUGCCAUGCCUUUUGAUGAGAAUGACAAACUCCUACUUCCAGCCACCUCCAUGCAGCAUGAAUUGUGGCCAAUGCUUCUGACAAAAGCAUUGAUUAAAGUGGCUUCCUUAGACUACACAGGAGGUAGCCAGAGUAGCGAGUUCGGAGACUGCAGUGUCAUCCAAUGCCUGAUGGGAUGGAUUCCUGAGGCAAUACCACUUCAACAUGGCCACAUUCAUGAGGUAUGGGAACUACUAAAGGCUUCCCUCCCAGAGUGGAAGCUCCCCCUCCAGGAGUGGGAGAAACAGCUUAUGGCAGAACAGCAGGAACAGGAAAAGAAGGAACUGGACAGUGCAACACCACAUGACUUAACAAAAGACAAUCUGUCAGAGAAAGACGGUGGUAAAGGUGAAAAAUCAGAGAAAGCUGAUCCUAAGGCCAAGGACGGAAAAGACAAGGGCAAAGAUGCCAAGGACAAAGGCAAAGACAAGGACAAGAAAGGUGGAGAUAAGGACAAAGCAAAAGGGGCUGAAAAGGAGAAAACCAUGGAUGACAUAACAAUACCAGAGAAGCCAGAGGUGUGUGUGUUUGCUACUUAUUGGAGUACCCCUAAGUACCCCGUCAAGGUGUCAGUCCUGGGGGAAAUGGCUGACGCCAGUGAGAAACUGAGACAGAAUGGCUUGUCUCAUCUCUACCCUCAUCCUGUCUGUAUCACACAGACCCGAUCUUGUCCCCUAGAACCUCCCCCACCACCAGAAAAAAUACCGGCUUGGAAACUGAUCCGACCCAAGAAAAAGAAGCCUGCUCCAUCAGACGAACCUGUUUCAACUCCUGAGCCUCCAAAGCCUAUUCAGUGUUUGGAGAUCACAUCACCUUUCCUGAACUACAAAGUCAGUCCCAUUCCAAUUCCAGCAGAUACAACUCGUCCAAACUCCUCUUUGUCAAGAGGAGGAACUCGCUCACGUCCUGCAACAGGACACAUCAACCAAAUAGAGGAAACCGAUGAAAAUGCACCGGAACCAGAACCUCCAAAGCCUGAACCAGAAAAAGAGGAGCCACCCAAACAAGAGGAGCCCCCUCAAAUUGUUGAACCUGAGGUUAAGCCAUCCACCCCCAGUAAGGAGAGGCGAAAGUCCCCCACUAAAUCUAAGGAGGGAAAUAGAGAGGGAUCUCCCAAAGGCAAGAGAAUAAGCUCAGCGAAGGGAGAUAAGGCAAAGGCUACAGGGCGUCCAGAUUCUAAAGGCAAAAAAGAGGAGGAAAAGCCAGCCAAAGUCGAGUCCGUCAAUGGAGAAUACCUUACUUCACCACCAGCCACACCCCCAGCUGCAGCCCCUCCCCCAGUUCCUUCUGAUGGAGGAGGGUUUGCUCCACCCCCUGUCACUGACCCUGAGGCUGUACCCCCAGAGGGAGGAGAGGAGGGUGUAGAGAAGCAAUCCGAGCAGCAAGAGGAACAGGUUAUUGAUGAAGAAGCUGCUAAGGCCAAGAAAGUCUGGAUGGACUUUGAGAUGUUCUGCAAAUGUUUCAAAACUCUGUACAUUUAUCACAAACCUAACACCUACAAGUACAACCAUAAGCAUGCUGAUCUAAAGAAACUGGAGAAACUUUUCAAUGUUCAGAGUGUCACUCAAGCAGCUGCCCCGGUGGGCAAAGGGGACAAAAAAGGAAAUACAGGAAAUGUUGGCGGGGUAAAUACCUCCAAGACUGCUCAAAACCCACUCUCUGCACACUCCCUCUGUAGUGGUGGAGGAACUCUUGCUGAUGAGAGGGCACCACACUACCUGUUUGUUGACAAUCUAAAGCCCACAGAAAUUGUUGUGUGUUUCUCUGCCCUGUCCCGCUGGCACGAUCCCCCACCCCAAGUAAUGGACGAGGCCAAAUCUCACACCAAUCUGAAAGGCAAGAAGGGAGAACAGGACAAAGAACUGACCACAGUGACCAGCAGUAGUGUCAUGGAAGAGGAACCACCUGAUAUUAAGGUGUAUCAGGACCACAGUGUGGAAGGUUCUAUAGCUGGUGAACCUAAGUCUCCCCCAGUUGUAAAUCCUGGUACUCUGGUUGCGGAACCGUAUUCCUGGAAGAGUCUGGUGACAGGACAACCAAUUUUAAGGAUCAGAAGCACAGCCACUAAGGCAGCUGUCCUCAAUCUACCAGCUGGACGCCAUGUUCUAAGGUUCAUGAUGUCUGGACCUUUAGGUUAUUGUGUCCACUUGGUGUCCACCGUUCCAUUUGUAUUUGGAAAUGAGGAAGAAGUCAUGCCAGAACUCACUAAGGAGAGUUGUCGGUUUGUGGACAAUGCUCUACAAGUCAUUAAUAGUAUAGGAAAGUGUAUCAACAGUUUCACUGACACAGAGGCCUUUAAAAAGAACUGGGAUGAAUUAGUCAGCUUUCACUGCCCAUACAGGAACGAUAAACUCAUGUCUAAACAACACCACUUUGAGGUGUUUAAUGAUGCCCUGUACAACAUGUUACGUAAAUGUCUGAGUGAUGUAGCAACUCCAGAAAUAGCUUUUGCAUGGAGAUGUUUUACAUUUGAUGCCACAUCUAAAAAUAUCUUGGGACUUCCCACCAGUAGUAGACCAGGCUCAACAUUAUCAGGCACCGCCACCACGAGUCAUCGAGGGUCCGCCAAACCACCAGGCGGUGGCAAAGAAAAGGAUAAAGACAAAGACAAAGGGAAGCAACAACAGCAGCAGCGUGAGACAGAGAAAGUAGAAAAUCCAUGGGCAAACAGAGAACCUACUCCGUUUGAACAUACAUCAGCUGUAAAGAUUCAGAAGAGUUGGAAAGCUUACUAUGUCAGAAAGAUCACACAGGCCAGAACACAAGGCUCCGAAGAAAACAUCAAGGUAGCAGAAAAUCUUCAGAAGUGCUGGAACAUCAUAGAACCAAAUGCUGAACAAAAUGGUCUCUUCUUGUUCAGGUUCAUGUUUAAAAAUGACCCAGAUAUCAUGGUGAAGUACCCAUUCUACCAGGAUGAAUGGAACAAAAUUUCCUAUGCAGAUUAUAGUGGUACCUACCCAGAUCAGCCCCCUAACAAUUGGUUCCUAGUCUUUAGGGAGAUUUUCUAUGUGAGUGAAGAGAUGCUGGCUGUCCCUAAGUUGUAUGUCCCAGUCAGUACAUGUCUCCUGAGGGUCGUCAAUAAUGACACAGGAGAGGAAAUCCCUCGUGUCUUCCAGAAAGUGGCCCCCUAUGUCUACAAGAAAAAUAGGAAAGGUUACACCUUUGUUGCCGAGGCUAGAACAACAGAUCAAGGUAUCCCUAGCAACAAAUGGAGAAUGCGUCUGAUUGGUUCUUUGAGCCCCCUCCCAGCCCCAGCCAAACCAGACACGGUCAACUCAAGUUUUGUGGUCAAACACAUUACAGACUAUUAUGUGCCAAAUUCCAAAGAUGUCAUUUUCAGGUAUACUGUGAAAGUGACGGAAGACCACCUGGCUUCAAUUCAGGUCAACACAUCCAAACUUGAUGUCUACAUCAAACUGGUAAUUCUGGACAAUGAGACAGAGGUUGCCACCACACAGGGCAAAGGUCAUGCUGUCAUUCCAUCCUUUAUCUUUCUGAAAGACCUUGACCCAAAUGAGGAGAAGCGACCAAGCUCCAGAGCUUCUACCAAAGAAACCAAAGGUAAAGGUGGAAGCAAAGAGAAUGUUGGGAAGAAACGGUCAGGAUCUGGAAAGAGUCCGGAGGGCAGAACUUCAAGACCAGGCAGCCGAAUUUCUGAUGCUAGUGAAGUUGAUCUCGAAGAAAAGGACUACAAGCCUCAUAAAUACAUUAUCCAAGCUAUGGUGCAGAAGAACAGCUGGCCUUUGUCAGAAUCAAGCUGGGCAUUUGUACAGAUGCUGAAAGACCUGGAGAAAAAUGAACUCAAAGUUGCCAAUAAGGAGAGACCCCCUUCUCCACCAAAACAAGAAAAAACUGCCGCCAGCACAGGUAGUAAGGACAAGGGUAAAGGUGGGGCCAAGGGCAAGGAUAAGGGUAAAGAUAAGGACCAGAAGGGAUCCAGGCCAUCAUCACAACAGUUUGAUCACAGUAAACCCCACUGGAGCCUCCGAAUCGCCAGUGACGCCAGUGCGGCUGAUGAUAUUGAAGUUAAAAAGGACACAGAGAGAGCUGAUGAAAUCAGGGCCCUCAAACGAGCCUGGGAAAAUGCAGAGGAAGGGAGAGCAGUCAAGGCGAUGCAGUCACGGUUGAAGUAUCUGAACACCCACACAAUCAAGUUGGACUACGACAAGGAGGAGACGGAAGGCGGAGAGGAGAAACCUCUGGAUCAGGAGGAGGUGCCACCACCUCAGACCCCACUCUCUCUCCACGGAGACCAGGGGGAGGAGAAUCUGACCCUUGAACCACCUCCCGCCCCGACCCCCACAGAAAUGUUACAACCCCUGGAUCUUACUCCUUUCAUGAAGAAGCCAGAGCAUGAACCUCGGUACCUUGAUGAGGAGGAGAUUAGGCGGCGAGAAGAGGAGCAGAAGCGCCAGGUAGAGGAAUACAAGGCAUUCAGGGACCAGGUCAAAGCCUGGCGGGAACAAGACAAACAGAAACGCAACCUUACAAAGAUCAAACAGCUCGAGCAGUGCGAGGAAUUACAGGCCAUGUUGGAUGCUGCACGUGAGUCAGUAAACGCUCCUCGAGAGGCCAUACGUCAGAAAUACCUGGAGGCAGAACGCAAAAAACAGGAAGAGCUUGACGCAAAAGAGGCAGCUUCUGUGUCAGACCAGAACUCCAAAUCUCCCAAAGGGAGGAAAAGUGCCAAGGGCAAGAAAAGUCCUGCCAAUGGCAAAAAGAAAGGGAAAUAACUCCUGCAGUAUUAUACAAACUGUUCAAUGUAUCUGUGAUAACAUUUGUUGUAAACAUUAAGACUUUUGUUGUGAUGAAUAUGAAUGCCCAUUGUGUUUAAGAUUUGUUACUGUGGUAAUAUGAACACUUGUAUGAAGUGUACAAGAAAAGUGCUACAGAAUUUUAACAGAUGUUUGGUAUAUUUUGAUAUUUUUGAGAAUAUGAAAUUUAUGAUCCAUUUUUAUGUGCAUUGUGUGUUUGUGCACUGUUAAUGUCUGUGUCAUAACAAAUCACACCAUACUGCCAGCUAUAUGUCAGAAAAAAAUAGCAAUCAGAGAAAGAAAUCAAUGGUACUAUAUAUUAUAAAACAAAAAAACUAUAUCUUUUCUAAAAAGCAAGAAAUUGAUAUGUUGAAUGAUUUCACUUGUUUGAAGUAACAGAGGUUCAGCACAGUUCUUUUUUCUGCUCCAUUGGAAGGAGAUUUACUUCUUGAGAGAAAUAUCAGACAUUAACAGUGUGCCAUGUUGACAGUCAUUCCGUCCCACCACUGGUUCUUGCCGAUCAUAAGUGGCCCUUGUGAGCUCCGUCCUCUUAAUGAUCAAUGUUGUAUGUGAUAUUGUAAGUCCAGUGGUUCUCUCUAGUCCAUAUCACAUGACCUGUCCAGCCAAUCAAAACAUUUCUUACAAAAGAUCAUAUAAAGAAUUCAAGUCUCUUCUUUUUUUUUCUUUUUUUACAUAUACUUGUAAGCAUCAAAAUGUUUAUUGAAAAUUGGGGAUUAGUUAUCAGUUUCAAAACUGUAAUGUUAAAAUGUGAAGAAAUGAGGAAAUUGAGGAUCCAGCAAAAGGAAUGGUUGAUUGGUUGGGUGGUCAGCUUUUUACAUAUCAACUACUCUGUAUUAUGCAUAAUCUAUUUUCUAUCCUUCUUGGUCUGUCCUGGGACUUUUGUCCAAUUUUAAUGUCUCACAUAUCAACAAUUUUUGUUGUGUAUUUGUACAUAUGUAGCAUAAAUGUGUAUCAUAAAUGUCAUAUUUAUUGUAUUGUAUUAUAUGAAGA
Molecule: messenger RNA, 6559 nt
Organism: Saccostrea echinata
Lineage: Eukaryota; Metazoa; Mollusca; Bivalvia; Ostreida; Ostreidae
Product: androglobin-like
Exons: 44
Coding region: 113-5527 (1804 amino acids)
Biological process (GO): proteolysis
Molecular function (GO): protein binding; calcium-dependent cysteine-type endopeptidase activity; heme binding
Source: RefSeq, a predicted model, not a curated record